AAGAUGUACCUAGACGAUCCUUAUGACUACAUGCAGCAUAUAAACAGAAAUGAUGCAGAAAAUCUCAAAGAACCCACUUCUGUACAUAAGAAUACAAAAAUGUCAGAUGUUUUAUCUCUGAGAAAGCCAAAUUUAAAAAGGGACAACCGAGAAGCAGACGACAUCCAUUGCCACCUCGUGAAACAGCAGACGUCAGGUGACCAGGUGAAAUGUACUCAACGUGGAAACUUAAACAUGAACAUUAGGCCUACAGAUGUUUGCCAAAAGUCACAAGCUACUGGGGAUGAGCAAAUCAGUGAGAAAUUGGUGCGAGAUGAUAUUAGAAAUGAAUUGGCAGACAAGAAGAAAACAAAGAAAGGAUUUUUCACCAACGUCUUUCGCACAGUUCUCGCUUGUUUUGGUAUUAGAAAUGACAGGAAAGACAGGAAGUGAAAAUAGACAAUGUUACUGUACCAA
Ruditapes philippinarum (Manila clam) is the source of this 456-nucleotide messenger RNA. RefSeq lists its product as uncharacterized. The transcript is spliced from 2 exons. The record is from RefSeq and is a predicted model, not a curated record. NCBI's taxonomy places the organism in Eukaryota, Metazoa, Mollusca, Bivalvia, Venerida, Veneridae. The coding region runs from base 4 to 432 and encodes 142 amino acids.